AUGGAGGGAGUUAAGAAGAAAUGGAAGGAACUUUUGUAUUCCUUCAGCACGGAAGAUCACUACGCCGAGUAUAACCCAAAUACGUCAGUUCAAGGUCCCAGCGCCUCAAUGGCGGCGGAUGGAAUCAAUGGCAUGGCUUCAUCGUCACAGAUUCAAUUAACAGAAUUUGUGGAUGGCGGCGACUUAGGAGGCAAUGACGGAGUAAGUGAAGCCAUGUUGGCAUGGAGACACAUCGACGCGUGGGCCAGUGAGCAUAAUCCGGACUUGUUUGCUACGUUGAGCGAUCCUUGCACGAGAAACGAUCUCAACAAUGCCGAGAGAGAUCUUUCUAUCACGUUUCCAGCUUCCGUACGCGCAUCUUUGCGGCUGCACGACGGUCAAGAAGAUCUCGAAUCUCUGACAGGUACUUCGGGCUUAAUCUACGGUUUGCAACUCAUGCCAUUGGAUGAAAUUGUUCAUAUGACGCAAACUUGGAGAAAUGUCGCCGAAAACAUGAUGAAGAGAAGAAAAACGCAUGUCCCAGCUGCAACGGUCCAGGGCUCUAGUGUGGAAUUGCCAAACAAAUCAGCAGCCCCACAAUCGCUGAAGACCAAAGGUUAUGGGAAACUAGACAGCCAAGACUACGCCAGUGGUAACCCAGAGCUGCAACGCAAUAUCUCCGCUAACCAUAACAAGCAAUUCAAAAUGGCCCGCAUCCCUCGUCAGAGUUCCAUACCACCAGAUAGCAUACAGCCGGUGUAUGCACAUCCGGGAUGGAUUCCAUUGGUUACCGACAAUGCCGGAAAUCACAUUGGAAUUGAUUUGGCACCAGGUGCCCGCGGAAGAUACGCACAAGUCAUCUUAUUUGGUAGAGAUUUUGACACUAAAUUUGUCGUUGCGGCCAAUUGGGGUGACUUCUUGUUAUCGUUUGCUAACGACCUAGAAAAGGGAAAUUGGUAUCUGGUAGACGAAGAUGAUGAUUUUUUCGGCGGCGAGGGUGAAUUGGUUUUCAGAGAUAAGGAGGCAAAUAGCUCGAUUCGUGAUUAUCUCGAAGUUCUUAAGUCAAGAGCUUGGCAAAAGUGGCAAUCAUCACGGGAAAAACAAAUCGAGAAAUCUAAUGAACAAGCACAGGCAAAAGAUAUUUUAGACGCAACUCCUAGUGAACUAGAGCAUGAAUCGACUUUAUUCGAAAAAUCCCCAUCACCUGAACCUCAAACAGAGACCAAAGGAACAAAUGAUCUAACAAACGAAAGUAUCGUUGAAUCUCCUGCAGAAUCUGUUCAUAGUGUUGAGCUGGAUAAGGAGGAGCAAAAGGAAGAGCCCAAAAGCGAGCCAGCUGAAGUUCAAGAACAUCAAACCUUGUCCGACGAGCAGCCUAAUUUAACGAAAGAACAGUCGCUGGGGGAACAGGUCAAAAAAGAAGAUGUCUCACCAGCAGAGCCUUCCGGAGAUGUCAAAGAACUAAAGGAAGAGUUCGAAAGUAUCGCUCUUUAA
Molecule: messenger RNA, 1473 nt
Organism: Lachancea fermentati
Lineage: Eukaryota; Fungi; Ascomycota; Saccharomycetes; Saccharomycetales; Saccharomycetaceae
Source: the annotation of a GenBank genome assembly